AUGUUGUCCAUCAACUUCUCAACCCCUUUAGCAGGGGCUGCUCGCUCCGAGAGAAUCAAGCAGAUGACCAACAACCAUCCCGCCUUCGCCAAGGCCCGAGUCUCGCAGGAGAUCCUCGUCAAGCUACAGACCUCGCUCCGUCGCAUGCCCGGCGUCUCAUCCAAGGAGUCUAACGAGAUCAUCUCGCAGCUCCAAGAAGUUGGCCAGAUUAUUAGCCAGGAGACUAGCCAGCUUGUUGAUGCGCUGAUGAACCUGACUCUCGACCAGGAGGACACUGACAAGGCCAUCGCGCGCAUGAGCAUCGAGGCCAACCUCACCAAGGCCGAAGCAGACGACCAGGCGCAGACUAUUAGCAACCUUCGCGUCGAGCUCUCAUCGGAGCGGGACAAGCGCAAGGAGGCCGAAGCUGAGGUUGGCAAGGUCAUGGAAGACCUUCAGACUCUUACUCGCGACUUUAAGUCGUACAAAGAGAAGGAUGCCAAGUCCGAGGAUGGCAAGUCUCCAAGACGCGAGGAGAUGAUCAAGCAUCUCGAAGACACCAUUAAUCACCUGGAAGGGCAGGUGAACAACCGCCGCUCGCUCUGGGUCAUGAAGCACUCGAGUGCCGAGUCUGUUGCCCGCGCCAUCGGGACCAUUGCCGAUUCCUGUAAGGACAAGGAGGUUGUCCAGAAGACCAUCAUGUCGCUGCGACCUGACGCUCGAGACGAACCCGAGCCACGAGACUCCAAGAACCUCUCGCAUGUCUUCACUGACAUGGCCGCUCAGCCUCCUCGUCCUCCUACCGGCUUUCAGCCCACCCGCGCCGCAGCCUAUGCUCCUCCACGAUUUGGACCCUUGGCUUCUGGGCCUCCUCGAGCCGCCUCGACGAUCCCUUCCGAUCGACGACACCCAGUCCACUGGGCGCCACCUACUCCCGCUCAGUCUCGCUUCGGAAACCACCCAGGCAAUGGAGUCGGGCCAGUUGGCGGCUUUGGGCGAGCUCCUUCGCGUCGGGGCUUCCAGCACAAUGGAACAUACCGUGCCAAUAUCCCGGAUCAAUACUCUCAGCACAUGCCUCCCACCGACAAGGGCUUUGGCCGUCCUGAGAGUGCAUUCGGACAGCGCCGAGAGUACUAUCCCACAACUCCAUCUGCGACCCGCGGCAAGUACGGCCGCUUCCGCGAUCCUAUUUCCCCUGACUACGCCAAGGCACAGUCCACGGCGCUCGCUAGCCGCGGUGCCUUUCCCGGCCCUCUCAUCCACAUCACGGAGAUGACUGUAGCUGCUUGGAACGAGCAGAUCAUGGAGCUCUACACGGUCAUUCGCACCUUUGUCGAGAACAACGCCAAUGAGCCCAGCUACACAGUGCCCUCUGAGCUCUCCCAGACUCGUCUUUGGCCCGUUCUCCUGGCGACCUACUACCCUCUUUCAGAGGCCGAGGCAGUCUCCUACCUCGAGUUCCACCUCAAGGAUGAGAGUUCCAAGUCGUGCCUUGUCACCCGAGUCCUUGUCGACUUCAUUGUCAACCGCGUCUGGGUCCCUCGUGCCUGGUGCGGCGCCGACACUGAGGCAACCUAUGGCCUCAUGGACAUUGAGAAGGACCUGGAGCGAACUCAAGGUCAACCAUCUUCCCACCGCCAGCCAAUCCUCGACCGCCAAGCCGGAGUCAUCGACUCCAUCCUGAAGCUCGACCAGUACACGCCGUUCAGCAAGAUGCGCAUCGAAGAGAUCACCGAAAUGAUACUGAACAUGAUCCAGCCGCUUUUGAACGAGGCCGCCAACCCGACUGGAACAUACCACGACCUGGAGCUGGUCUCCGCCACGGCAUGGGCGUUGUCGUCUCGCAUCCUCAGCAGCCGCCUGACAUUCGACUUCCGCUUCCCCGAGGUUGGCUGUCGCUUCUCGUGCCAGUCCAUGAUCCCCAUCUGGCCCAACAUGGAUCCCAUGGAGCUGCAGGCCAAGCACUGGCGAGUUGCCCUCGUCACGACACCAGUUGUUACCUGCCGCAACGACACAGGCGCCAACAUUUCCGCCCACUCAGUCGCCCUCGCGGAUGUGGUCUGCAUGCAGUAA
This is a messenger RNA of Ilyonectria robusta, 2052 nucleotides long. RefSeq lists its product as uncharacterized. NCBI's taxonomy places the organism in Eukaryota, Fungi, Ascomycota, Sordariomycetes, Hypocreales, Nectriaceae. Bases 1 to 2052 code for a protein of 683 amino acids. The transcript has 4 exons. The record is from RefSeq and is a predicted model, not a curated record.